Molecule: messenger RNA, 1420 nt
Organism: Paecilomyces variotii
Lineage: Eukaryota; Fungi; Ascomycota; Eurotiomycetes; Eurotiales; Thermoascaceae
Product: pyrimidine 5'-nucleotidase
Exons: 5
Coding region: 239-1057 (272 amino acids)
Biological process (GO): pyrimidine nucleobase metabolic process; nucleotide catabolic process
Molecular function (GO): nucleotidase activity
Source: RefSeq, a predicted model, not a curated record
AGAAUCGGAAACUUUUGGCGUUGAAGUGCCAGCAGUUGUUUCGCUUCGUUCCGCUUCGGCGCUAAACUCAGCCGGGCAAUGACGCGAUCGGCCCAGUUCAUGGGGAGCUUUGCACGCCAUUAUUUAACUAACGGAGGACGCGGGGUUGGCGAUGGAUGACUCCAACAUACGCUGGCUGUUUCCAUGGAUAUAAAUUGUUCAGGCUUUGACCCGGUGCCUUUAUCCUUCGGUUACAUUGAUGAAACCUGUCUCUCUUUUGCGCCUGUGCCCAUCUCUGCCGCCAAUUGCCAGACGAGCUCCUAGAUUCCCAAAUACAUUUGUCCGCCGCAUCGCAAUGGCGUCUACAAACAGCGUCGCCGUUGAUUCUAGGCCUGUCUUCUUUUUCGACAUUGAUAAUUGUCUGUACUCGAGAAAAUGCAACAUCCAUGAUCUGAUGCAGGAACUGAUUGACAAGUUCUUCAUUGCACAUUUGCCUAUCAGCGCACAGGAUGCCGUGAUGCUCCAUCAGAAGUACUACAAAGAAUAUGGUCUGGCGAUAGAAGGCCUUACUAAACACCACAAGAUCGACCCUCUCGAAUUCAACAAGGAGGUGGAUGACGCGCUCCCUCUAGAUGACAUCCUCAAGCCGGACCCGAAGCUACGGAAACUGCUCGAGGACAUGGACAAGUCGAAAGUGAAGAUGUGGCUUUUGACAAACGCAUAUGUCAACCAUGCAAAGAGAGUAGUCAAGUUGCUGGGGGUUGAAGACCUCUUUGAGGGAGUCACGUAUUGUGAUUAUGGAAGCCAACCACUGAUCUGUAAACCGAAUCAGAAGAUGUAUGAAAAGGCGGAGCAGGAUGCGGGUGCUCCUAGUACUGAACAGUGCUACUUUGUUGAUGACUCCGCUUUGAACUGCGAGCAUUCGCAGGCCAGAGGAUGGACGACGGUUCACCUCGUCGAGCCGGGUUUCGCUCUGCCGGAGGUUCCGCCGUCGAAGUACACAGUAAGGAGUCUAGAGGAACUUCGGGGCUUGUUUCCUCAGUUUUUCAAAUCCAACGACGAGAAAUCUACAUCGUAACAGAGAGCGGGAGACACUAGAAUACCCGGAGAUUGGUGCUUUUCUAGAAUGCAUGUACAUAGAUAUCCCUAGAUAUAGAUGGGACGUAAUAGACAACAGCACACGAGGAAUGAAUAGGAAAGAAAAUCAGCAGUGAAUUUCGACGAUCAAAGCGUAUACGAGCUCCAUGAAGGGAGCACUGUCGGCCUCCGAGGGAAUCUCGUUUCUGCUGUUACUAUUUCCAGUAAUCUACGGUCCGAGGCUGCCCGGGUAGUUCAAGAUCCCCUCUAUAUAUUUAAUCCAGUGUCUAUACGACGAAACAUCGACCAACAUAGCCCUAUCGAACCCUGCACAAGGGAAGCAGUAGAGACAAUAUGAGAUAAC